AUGCACUACAGAGAGAACCCUGCCCUUGCAUGUUAUGCACCCCUCGCCCCUCCUCCUCAGCCACUUCAUGGUUAGUGUCAUCACCAUCAUACUUGAGUAUAUGCGGCCGACCAGAAGGUGCCGUAUCGUGGAUAGUACUCGUACAGUACUCGAGUACGUACUGCCAAACAACCGCGCAUCACAUACCGGUAAGCAUGAUUCUAGCUUACGGUACAUAGCUUCCCGAACUCGCCUCCCUUUCUAAGAAAGCACUGUUUCUAGACUAUUUCUUGCGGAGCAAAACCUAAAAUUAAGAAAUCACAUGCCCCUUGGCGUACUUUUUUUCCUUUCUCCACACCUACCCUACCACGAUCUACACUGCAGUGCAAUGCAGUACGUCAGGGAGAACCCGGAAUACGGCAACCGGUGGAAAGAUGUGGUCAUGUAGGUGGAGAGGGGUGAGGGGUUUGGAGUUUUUGGAAUUAUGGAAGGCACACAAGUGUGAGGUCAGUCCUCAAGGGGCAAGCUCUCCGGAGAUGGAAGACCAAGUAACAUGGAAGAAGGGGGAUACUGAACACCCUAUGGAUGAAAGGUAGGGGUCUUUUUUUGUAUUUUUGUUUUUGCUCAAUUGCCCUUUCGAUAGGUGCACCUACAACCGUCUUACCUGUGCCAAUAAAUGGCGUCGGUGUGCACUGAUGUGUCGUCAUUUUCUGGAUCUUUAUUCGCCGGGUCGCGCCGCAGGCGG
Messenger RNA from Tuber aestivum (summer truffle), 724 nucleotides. NCBI's taxonomy places the organism in Eukaryota, Fungi, Ascomycota, Pezizomycetes, Pezizales, Tuberaceae. The record is from the annotation of a GenBank genome assembly.